AGGCGUGUGCUGUGAUUGGCUGGGCUGGUGAGGCAAUAUCGCGCCACAGUCAGUCACCAGUUGGAGGUUGAGGCGGAGAGGUAGGGAUCGUACAUGAGACCUUCCAUACACUUCCAAGGGCACCAUGGAGGACGAUGUGGCGAUCCCCGACGACCUGGUGGAGGAUGAUCUACUGAAUCAUAUGAAUUGGCCCGACCUGGACCUCGAUGACAUCAAAGACCUGGGACUGGACUGGGGGGAUGGGGAGGUGCUGGGUGGCCCUCCCACCCCGGCCCCUGGCCCUGCAGUGGCCCCCGCCCACUCCAUGCCGCGCACCAUCAGCCCAUCCACCUUCAUCAACACAAACAGUUAUCCGGUGAGCCAGGCGCCCCUUGAGGCUCCAUCCAGCAUGCCACAGCAGCCCCUGGUGGUGGGCAACCCCACAAUGAGGCAGGUGGCUCACGUGGCACCAGCACCGCGAAUAGAGCAACCCAUAGUUAGCACGGCACCUGCUCCGGUCACUCCCCAGCUACACCAGUUGCUUACCCAUUCCCAAGUGACCAUGGCACCACAGAACAAACCCUUGGCACCAGUACAAUCCCAGGGGCUGACGGUGCAGCAGGUGGCACAGCUGGCCCCGGUCACUAGGGCUGUCACCACCCUCACACAGGUGGUGCAGCAGCCCACUCUGGUGCAGCAGCUGGUGUUGCCCAAGACAGAGACCAUCACCACCACCAGUGCCGGUGGCUGCCUGGCAGUGCCCCAUACCCUGGUGUACAAGGCGGCCCCAACACUCACCACCAUCCAGGGGCUGGAUGUUGUCACAGGCUUUCCCUUGGUACUGGAGUCUGACCGCCUGCCCCUGGCCAGAGUGGUGAACCCAACUGUCAAACUGGCCACUUCGGGGAUGGUGCCACAGAAGGGGGAGAAGCGGAACUCUCACAAUGCCAUUGAGAAGCGUUACCGAUGCUCUAUCAACGACAAAAUCCUGGAGCUGAAGAACCUCGUGGCGGGGGAGGAGGCCAAGCUGCACAAGUCCCAGAUCCUGAAAAAGGCCAUUGACUACAUCCACUGCCUGCGCAACCAGAACAGGCGCCUCCGGACAGAACUCAACGCCUACAGGAUGCGCGACGGCAGCCAGAAGAUCACUGACCUGCUGGUGGGUCCGUACACCCCCCCGCCCUCAGAUAGUUCUUCACCUGCCCGCUCACCGCUCUCGGACUCUUCCCUCCCGCCCUCACCACAUUCCGCCAAGGCAGAGGUAAAGGAGGAGGAGCUCUCGUCACCGGGAAGCAGCCCUCCGUACUUCGUGGCUCAAGCUCAGGCCAUGGCCGACGGGUCCCGCAUGAUGCUGUGUGUUAUGGUGCUGACGGUGGUGGCCUUCAACCCCUUGGCCUCCCUCAGCCCUGCUCCACCUAGCCCUGCCGUGGGAGAUGUACCAGGCCGCACCAUUCUUGAGGAUCAGCCCCAGGGUGAAGAAGGAUUCACCAAGCUGUGGUCGUCAGUGGCCGUGUCGCUGGUCAACCUGGUGGUGAUGAUGGUGCUGCUGGUGCGGGUGUUUGUGUACGGGGAGCCGGUGGUGAGGCGGCGCUCCCAGGCUGCUGAUUCCUUCUGGCGGCAUCGUAAACAGGCUGACCAGGAUUUGAAUAAGGGAAACUACAGCAGUGCCAGCCAGCAGUACUCCCUGGCCCUACAGUCCAUUGGGCGGCCGCUUCCCACCACCUGGCCGGAGAAGGUGCUGUCGGUGCUGUGGCAGGUGACACGCCAGGUCCUGCAGCGCCUCUACCUGGGACGCUGGCUGGCCAAGCAUGCCGGCGGCCUCUUCCUGGAGCCGUGUGUGAGGGAGGAAGUGCGAGGGAACGUCUGUGAAUGUGCGCAUGUGUACCACCGCCUGCACCAGCUGCACCUGAUGGGACACACCUCGGAUGGCUCUCACCUGCUGGGGCUGUACCUCGCCCUCACCUCUAUCAACCUGGGAGAGUGUGGCUCAGUGGCUGGAGGAGACAUGGCGGAGAUGUUGGUGUCCUGCGCUCUUAGGGUGAAGGAGAGUCUGCCCGAGCCAUGCCGUCUGCUGGCCAGGAUCCUUGUGAGCCAGGCCAGCCGCGCCCCCCCACCUCAGACCCUGGCCUGGCUCUUCACACCCUCUGGACGCCGGUUCUUCGCCUCGCACAAGUGGUCUUACGAUGCCGACCGUCAGUCCAUGUUUACACGGCUCACAGACAAGGCUGACCCCCUGGCGUACCUCCUCUUGCUGUACAGAGAGCACCUACUUGAACGUGCCAUUACAACCUUGGUGAACCCCGGCAACAAGGCAGAGGACACGCAUGAGGAGGGCGGCUCCCACUCGCGCACCACAACCCCUGACGUGCUGCGCUACCUCCAGACACUGCAGCACACCUUCUCGGCUCCUCCCGGCGCUGCACUCCACGCCACUUCCAGGGACGAGGUGUGCAGUUGGUGGAGUUCCUUGCUGGGGGUCAUUGCUCACUGGUUGCUAGGAGAAGACGACCAGGCUGAGGCACUAUUUGUCACCCUAGAGAACACCCCAGAGCUCCUCAAAGCCUCCGAGGACCCCCUGCCCACUGCUGUCCUCUAUGCUGUCAAGGCAAGACGUCAACUGGGCCAUGGCUCCCCCUCGGCUGUGCUGCGGCUGUGUGACCGUGCCGGGUCUGCCCUCAGUGACUCCAUCCACCAGGCCUCCUUCAAGCACCCACACUCCAUGGUUCAGAGUGUCCAGCUCAUUGUAGUGGACUGGCUCCUUGGAGUGCGGACUGUGGCCUGGGAAGGGGAGGUGGCCCGGGACUGUGACACCCUUACCGUCGCACCGCCUCAUGUGCUGCAGGGCUUCCAGCACGACUUGGCCCUCCUCCGCAAGCUGGUUCACUACCUUCCUGGCGUUGUGGCGAGGGUGUUCCUGCAUGAGGCCACGCUGAGGAUGAUGGCCGGCGCUUCCCCCGCCAGGACGCAGCAGCUGCUGGACCGCUCCCUGCGCCACCGCUACAGCCGGCCGUCUGUUAUCUGUGGCAAAGUCAAAGGCGCAGAGAACUUCAGUGGGGAACGAGAGCACGCCACAGCCCUCAUGCUGGCCUGCAGACACCUCCCAUCACAGCUCCUCUCCUCACCCGGGGAGCGUGCCGGCAUGCUGGCCGAGGCUGCCAAGACCCUGGAGAAGAUAGGAGACAAGCGGCGGCUGCAGGACUGUUACACACUUAUGAAGUCGCUGGGCACAGGGGUUUCUUCGUAUGGAUAGGAGGAAGGUAAUAGGGUGGGGUGGGAGGGGACAACUUAGGGAUAGGGUGGGGUGGGGUGGGACAAAGAAUGGAUAGAAGAAAGAUAUUAGGGUGGGUUGACAGGGAGGGACACGUUAUGGAUAAGUUGGGGUGGGAGGGGACGAUGUGUGGGUCGGAGGAAGGUAAUAGGUUAGGGUGGGAAGUGAAUGGACAAAUUACAGUAGGUUUAGAGGGAAUAGGUGGGUAAUGGUAGACUUAUCAUUUCCUUAAGUUCGGGGUUUGAGUAUUGUAAAUAUGGGAAUGGGUUUUUAGGUGUCGCACUUUUCAAUGAAUUAGUGUAAGAGAAAGAUGUACAGAAAAGUGAAUUUCAUGUUAAAUUUUGUAUAUAAUUUUCUGGAUAUUUCACUAUUUAUUUUUAGUAUUUUAUAGUAUUUUAUUAUGAUUGCACUGUAGGGUGCACAUGACCAGCAACAUGUGUUCUGUGUUUACCAAAUUCCCUAUACAAGCUAGGUCUGGGUUCUUAGGGAUGUAAACCAAGAGAGGAAGACAGGGGAGUUAAACCAGCCCCUUCUUGACCUGUAUUUCUUUGUAUCAUGACUAUUCAUUCAUGGUAAAGGGAGUCCAGUGCGUGUCAGAGUUAACAAAGCACUACCAGUCCCACCAGUAGUUGCCCAGAGAGAGGUGCAAAUUGUCAAUCUCAAUAGGCCUAUGAUUACAAAGGGCAAUGUCACACACUCACCAAAAAAAUAAUCAGAUAUCCAGUGAACUAAUAUGGAACAAGGUCUAUUUAUUCAUAUUUUAUUUAUCUAUAUUUAAUUUAUCACUUCCCUUGUGGUGAUGCCAAGACCCAGCACCAGUGUACAGUCUAGAUAGGGCAGACAUCAGGCGCUCCAAUGCUAGGGUAGGACCAAAGAGCCAUUUUACCGUACCUGUGUUGUAAUAAACUUAGUUGGGUGUGCUCAACCUGCAAAGUUUGUACUAAAUUUGUUAUAAAAUCCUCUAUUUCUCUA
This is a messenger RNA of Eriocheir sinensis (Chinese mitten crab), 4219 nucleotides long. It is a transcript of the gene SREBP, whose product is annotated as sterol regulatory element-binding protein 1-like. Gene Ontology annotation, biological process: regulation of transcription by RNA polymerase II. Lineage: Eukaryota; Metazoa; Arthropoda; Malacostraca; Decapoda; Varunidae. Bases 125 to 3229 code for a protein of 1034 amino acids. The transcript has 15 exons. Gene Ontology annotation, molecular function: RNA polymerase II cis-regulatory region sequence-specific DNA binding; protein dimerization activity; DNA-binding transcription factor activity, RNA polymerase II-specific. Gene Ontology annotation, cellular component: nucleus. The record is from RefSeq and is a predicted model, not a curated record.